GAGGUGCUGUUCAUUGAUAACAUACAUAAGACUAUUUAUUCAUUUGUAUAUUUGUUGUUGUUUUUUUCUUUUAUUUAGUGAUUUUUGUGCACUGGGGAACUGCAAAUGCUUUGUAUAGUCUUAAAUUCAGUUGUUGGUUUUAAAUUGUUGGUUGGAUUAAUAUACAAACAAUUUCCUAAUUACAUACGAGAAAUGCAUUACGAUAUUUAUGACAAACUACUGAGCUUUAAAUAUGUAUGAUUCUGCAGUGCCUAGCACUUGAUAAUAUCAAACCCGUUAUGUUUAUAAAUGCUGCUCACAUACAUUAUACAUUGUGCAGAAGCAUAAUGCUUUUGUUUAAAUAAUUAAAUACACUAACAUCACCGUACAGAUAAUAAAACGGAUCAUAGUGUGUAUAAAAUGUGCUUGUAAAUUAAACUGGGUGCUAUUUUAGAUGCCUGUGAUGACUUGAUAAAUGUGCUGAGAACUUACAGGUCACUGCUUGGUUAAAAAAAAAUGCCUACAUGACUGGAGGGGAGUUUUAAAAAAGGGGAGUUUUGACCACAGGGUCAAAGUUUGUAGCACAAAUCUUACAGUGCAAACGUGUCUGACACCAAAACUGGUUUUACUUAGUUUGCAAAACACACUCUCUUCUCUCACUUGUCACGAAAGGGAACUGUCUGGACUAUUGACAAAAGAAAUGUUCUGUCCCGGGCGGUCCUCUUUAAAAUGUAUUUAAAAUUUACCAUUAUCGUAAAUCGUUAACUCUCUGUAGCUGUCUUCGGAACUUCAGCCAAACUCACAUUAUGUAUGGUAAGUGACUCAAUCAAAGUGAUGUUUUCCUUCGUGAACGAAUUAGUGUUUUUAAGUAAAUCAUUCACAUUCGCUUCCCUGACUCAUGCUCCCUACACUUAAAAUUUCUGCCUUUUGAAACAUGUGACUCAUGUCCUGUCUUCAAAAUGUGUAAUUUACUUAAGUGUGCCUUUUUAUAAUGACAAACAAUUGUACCGUCCAAGUAUUAGGAAUCAAGGACUGACUGUAGCACGAACCAAUAGCAUUCGAGUACGGGCUGUGAAAGAGCACCUCAUUGGAUGGAACUACUGAACGGAUACGCCCCCUUCGAUGAACUUGUCAAUCUUUUACACUCUGGUACUGAACGGGACAUUCUGAACUGAAUAACUGUUCGUGAACGAAAAUCUGAAUGCGUAAAAAAUGGCAUACUUAAAAUAACUUAAGGACAUUGUGUAACUACUUAAUUUGUUUUUUGUUUUUACAACAGCUCAUGCGAUUUUAUUGUUUUGAUGCUUUUUCUGGAGUUUUUAAGUAGAUUUGUAGCAAGACUUGGGUCCAUGUGUUGUUUAUGAAUCGGUUUAGAAAAUGAUUCAGUCUUCACUUACACUCUCGCUUGUCCCCACCUAGCGGAGCAACGAUGUAACCGCAGAGAUUAACACUGAAUGAAUCAAUGAACGAGUCAUUUUUGUGGAAAGAAAAAAAUCAAAAGAUUAGAUUAAUCAACCAUUAGUUCAAAGAAUAGGUUUCCACUGCAAAGUCCUUUUUUGGUUUGUAUGGGUGGGCGUGGCCACAAAUAUGUGGCAAGUUACAAAGAAGAACGCGCUUGGAAACGUCGCUGUGUGACGGCCUGCCCUAAUGACAAGAAAUCGGUCUGAAUUCUCGCGAUCAGUAGUUCUGACCACCGUUUAAUCAAACACAAAGCAAGUUAACCCAAAGCGCUCUUUCCGCCAGCCAAUCUUAGCCUUUAAGAGGCGGGGGAUAUAGAGCAACAUGUGCAAGAUGAUCUCCCCAUACACUGACUGACAGAGAACGGAGCGCUAGAAACUUUUCAGAAAGCACAGAUUAUCCCCAAGUGUUUGCAUCUAAAAUGGCAUCGAUUAAAUGGUUGACAUCUCUGUUCUCUCUGUCUUGGGAGCAAACUCUCAUAUGUUUGAGCAGUUUGUUCAUUACACUCUUCAUUUUGCUGGUGAUUCGCCAGUUCGUAAAGCAGCGGAGACCCCGAGGGUUUCCCCCUGGACCGACACCUUUACCCAUGAUAGGGAAUAUUCUGUCCCUAGCCACAGAGCCUCAUGUCUACAUGAAGAGGCAGAGUGAUAUCCACGGACAGAUUUUCAGUCUAGACCUGGGAGGAAUCUCGACUGUUAUUCUAAAUGGUUAUGAUGCCAUUAAAGAGUGCCUAUAUCACCAAAGUGAGGUUUUUGCAGAUCGUCCAUCCCUCCCUUUAUUUCAGAAGAUGACAAAAAUGGGAGGCCUUCUGAACUGCAAAUACGGCAGAGGCUGGAUGGAACACCACAAACUGGCCGUGAACUGCUUCCGUUACUUUGGCAGCGGACAGCGGAUGUUUGAGAGGAUUUCUGAGGAGUGCCAGUUUUUUCUCGAUGCCAUUGACCAGCAUCAGGGGAAGGCUUUUAACCCUAAACAUCUUGUGACCAAUGCCGUCUCCAACAUCACCAACCUCAUUAUCUUCGGGCAGCGUUUCACGUACGACGACGGCGAUUUUCAGCACAUGAUUGAGAUCUUCAGUGAGAAUGUGGAGCUGGCAGCCAGCGGCUGGGCUUUCCUGUACAACGCCUUCCCCUGGAUGGAGUACGUGCCCUUCGGGAAGCACCAAAAGCUCUUCCGCAAUGCCAACGAGGUGUACGACUUCCUUCUGCAAAUCAUCAAACGCUUCUCGCAGGACAGAGUGCCCCAGUCGCCGCAACAUUACAUUGAUGCCUACUUGGACGAAAUGGAGCAGAGCGCCACCGAUAAAGCUACAUCUUUCUCUCAAGAUAAUCUCAUUUUCUCUGUUGGAGAACUCAUCAUUGCGGGCACAGAGACUACUACAAAUUGUCUGCGCUGGUCUAUGCUCUACAUGGCUCUGUAUCCCAGGAUACAAGAAAAGGUCCAAAUGGAGAUCGAUUGCGUCUUGAAUGGCAGACCGCCCGCUCUUGAAGACAAGCAGAGGAUGCCGUAUGUGGAUGCAGUGCUGCAUGAAGUCCUGCGCCUUUGCAAUAUCGUCCCACUGGGCAUCUUCCGCGCUACGUCUCAAGACGCGGUGGUGCGUGGCUACACUAUCCCCAGGGGCACCAUGGUCAUCACUAACUUGUACUCUGUGCAUUUUGAUGAGAAGUACUGGAGUGACCCAUCCAUCUUCUGCCCAGAACGGUUCCUUGACUGUAAUGGCAAAUUUGUCCGGCAUGAAGCGUUUCUCCCAUUCUCAAUAGGUAAGCGGCACUGUCUGGGAGAGCAGCUGGCCAGGCUGGAGAUGUUCUUGUUUUUCACCACAUUGCUCCAGAGGUUCCAUCUUCAGUUCCCCGAAGGCUUAAUUCCAAGUCUCUCUCCAAAAUUAGGCAUGACCCUUCAGCCUCGGCCGUACUCCAUAUGUGCCAUCAGGAGACAGCAGUAAAACGUGCCCUGCGAGUUCUGGAACACAUGCACGCAACUCAGGGGAUCCUACUAAGAAACGCAAACGGCAGAGCAGUUCCCUGUCUUAAAUUCCAUCAGGUUUUCAGCGGGGAAUCGUGACCUGUAAUAUUGACUUGUUAAAUUCACAGAACUUGUCCUCCAAAGUUUCACAGAACCCAGCCUGAGUGUGAUAGGAGUACUGUUACAAGAACACAUGCUCUGGAGAGCAAAGAACGAGCACAUGUGUGUUACCAAACGAGGUCGUACAUGAGGGUUUCAAGAUAAAUGUAGCAUGUAUCUUUCAUAACUUGAACCAAAAAGUGUACUGUGUAGCAAACCGAACAUUGUGCUUGUCAAUAUGAGUAGAGCUGUUGCGUCAAUGAUUGACAGGGUUUACCUCUAUAACAGUUUGGAGGUCUGUCUUUUUCAGCAUUCCUUGAAUUCCCUCAUUUCUGGAGUCGGGCAAGUGAGAGGAGAACAGCUGCCUUUCCCAGAAAGUUUUGAAAAUGCUUCAUGACUCCCAUAUGCCAUAUAUCAUUUCUGCAAUAAUAGCCCUGUCCCUAGUUUAUCUCAGUGGAAAGAGAUUAUCAAGAAACGUGAGCUGCAGUA
Messenger RNA from Labeo rohita (rohu), 3987 nucleotides. It is a transcript of the gene cyp2r1, whose product is annotated as vitamin D 25-hydroxylase. The transcript is spliced from 5 exons. NCBI's taxonomy places the organism in Eukaryota, Metazoa, Chordata, Actinopteri, Cypriniformes, Cyprinidae. Gene Ontology annotation, molecular function: oxidoreductase activity, acting on paired donors, with incorporation or reduction of molecular oxygen, reduced flavin or flavoprotein as one donor, and incorporation of one atom of oxygen; iron ion binding; heme binding. The record is from RefSeq and is a predicted model, not a curated record. Gene Ontology annotation, biological process: xenobiotic metabolic process. The coding region runs from base 1859 to 3379 and encodes 506 amino acids. Gene Ontology annotation, cellular component: intracellular membrane-bounded organelle; cytoplasm.